UCCCAACUUUAGGCGAAAGUUUUCCUCUAGUCAAUAGCCAAUCGUGUGGCGUUGCAUGUGUGUGCGCGCGUUCUCAUUGGAAAGCACCGGGUAUCCGCGAUAUCCAAUUGGGUGACAACGACCGACGACGUCCAAUCGCAGUUGUGUGCGCGAUCAGCGAUCGCACGUGUUAAUUUGCGACCGCGACAUUGGCGUCCCGCGCAAACCUAUCGUAUUUGUGUAUUUUGGUAUUUCCCGGAUCGCGGUGGUGGUGACUGGUGGAAGCAGAUAGAGAAUAUGUCUUCAGCAAGCAAGCAGAUUAGUAUCCCUAAGGAUCAUCAUGGUUGGAUUCUUGGCAAGCAAGGUCAGAGACUGAAAGAUCUUCAGCAGAAAACUGCUACCAAGAUUACUGUACCUAGAAGGCAAGAUCAAUCAGAUAUAAUAACAAUUACAGGUACAAAGAAAAGAAUUGAAAAGGCUGAACACGAAAUUAGAGUUAUUUCUGAUGCGAAGUCUAGAAAAGCUUUUGAAAGGAUAACUGUGCCAAAAAUAUAUCAUCCGUUUAUAUAUGGUGCGCAUCAUGAAAAUCUCAAUGCUAUGAUGGCAGAAACUGGUGCUCGCAUCAAUAUUCCUCCUGUAUUAGUGCAGCAGGAUGAAAUAACCAUAGCCGGUGAGAAGGAAGGAGUCUUGGCUGCAAAGCAAAAGAUUAAGAGCAUCUACAAGGACAUGAAGAAAAGAUGUACUACGGUAUCUGUAGAAGUUCCCAAAUCUCAACAUAAGUAUGUAAUUGGACCUCGUGGUAGUACCAUAGCAGAAAUAUUACAAACAACUGGAGUGAGCGUAGAAAUGCCUGCAUCUGAUUCAGCAACUGGUACCAUAACUCUUAGAGGACCGCAGGAGAAGCUUGAUCAGGCACUUAACAAGGUAUAUGAAAAAGCAAACAGUGUUCGCACUGCCAUGGUGGAAGCUCCGGCAUGGAUACAUAAAUACAUCCUUGGACGCAAAGGUGUAAAUAUCAAGAAAAUUACUCAAGAAAUGCCAAAAGUAAACGUCAAAUGUACGGGAAAAGAAGAUGAAAUCAAGAUAGAAGGUCCACCUGAAGAAGUAGAGAAAGCCCAAAAUGAGUUACAGCUUAUGGCCAAUGAUCUUAUAGCAAAACUUACUUUCACGGAAUUAAAUGUUGAUCCAAGAUUUAACAAGCAUAUUAUUAGGAAGAAUGGUCGUGAUGUGAAUCGUGUUAAGGAAGGAACGGGUGUAGUGAUUAGUAUCUCUGAAAAUGAUGGCAGUAAUGUUAUCCGCAUUGAAGGUAAUCUUGCUGAGGUAUUGAAAGCUCAAACGGAACUCGUAGAAAUGGUAAAAAAGUUGGUAGAAAACGAGAAGAAAAAGGAUGUAUCGAUCGAUGUGUUUAUAGAUCACAUAUAUUAUCGUAACAUAAUUGGUAAUAAAGGAGAUAAUAUCAAAGAGAUUAGGGAUAAAUUUAAUCAAGUACAAAUUAUUAUUCCUGGACCAGGCGACAAAGGAGAUAUAGUGAAAAUCAGAGGACCCAAAGAAGACGUUGACAAGUGCCAUAAACAUCUAUUGAAGUUGGUAAAAAAAUUGAACGAAAGUAAUCAUGUAUUGGAAGUACCUAUUCCACGAAAAUUUUACGGUUCGCUUAUUGGUACGGGAGGUAAUAUGAUACAUUCUAUUAUAGAAGAUUGUGGAGACGUCACGAUUAAUUUCCCUAAAAGUAAAAGCAACAAGGUCAGUAUCAGAGGUCCAAAGGACGAUGUAGAGAAAGCAAAAGCGCAGCUUUUAGAACUAAGCAAUGAAAAGCAAUUGGCUAGAUUCUCAACUGAAGUGUGUCCCAAAGUUGAACGUCAUAAAUAUCUCAUUGGAAAGAAUGGUGUCAACAUCAAAAAGAGGUAUGAACGUUACGGUUUAACAAAGGACGCAGAAGUUUUCUGGAAAUAUUAGAAUCUUUACGCGUCCUUUCUGGAGUAACGCGGCGGAUUGUGGCAAGGUAGCAGCCAAAGUAUCGGAUGACUCUUUCCACAUACUUGAGACAAAAGUGUAAAUGUUCGUGGGGUAUUCUUAUUGUGAUAACAAAAAAGUAACG
Molecule: messenger RNA, 2077 nt
Organism: Temnothorax curvispinosus
Lineage: Eukaryota; Metazoa; Arthropoda; Insecta; Hymenoptera; Formicidae
Product: vigilin-like
Exons: 10
Coding region: 277-1935 (552 amino acids)
Cellular component (GO): cytoplasm; nucleus
Molecular function (GO): mRNA binding
Source: RefSeq, a predicted model, not a curated record